AAAUCCCACCACAAACCCGGAAGCGUUCUGACUGCACCGUGACUGCUCUUCAUUCAGCUGCCAGCUGCUCGUUUUCACUCCGUUACCGUACAGAUAGCCGUUCAUACCGGGAGCCUGAUAUAUCCCCGUGUAGAUAGACUAACGGAGAGCAACUAUGGCUGGUCGGUUACCGGCUUGUGUUGUUGACUGUGGAACAGGGUACACAAAGCUUGGUUAUGCAGGAAAUACAGAACCACAGUUCAUCAUACCUUCAUGUAUCGCAAUCAAAGAAUCGGCCAAGGUGGGAGACCAGGCCCAGCGCAGGAUGAUGAAGGGUGUUGAUGACCUGGACUUCUUCAUAGGGGACGAAGCCAUCGACAAACCGUCAUAUUCAACAAAGUGGCCCAUCCGUCACGGGAUAGUGGAUGACUGGGACCUGAUGGAGAGAUUUAUGGAGCAGAUCAUCUUCAAGUAUCUGCGGGCAGAACCUGAAGACCAUUACUUUCUUUUGACAGAGCCUCCCCUCAACACACCAGAAAACAGAGAGUACACAGCAGAGAUCAUGUUUGAGUCGUUCAACGUCCCGGGUCUCUACAUUGCCGUUCAGGCUGUCCUGGCGCUGGCUGCCUCCUGGACAUCCAGACAGGUGGGAGAGCGGACGCUGACGGGGACGGUGAUCGACAGCGGAGACGGAGUCACACACGUCAUCCCGGUGGCUGAAGGCUACGUCAUCGGCAGCUGCAUCAAGCACAUCCCCAUCGCCGGUCGAGACAUUACGUACUUCACUCAACAGCUGCUGAGGGAGCGAGAGGUGGGGAUCCCUCCAGAGCAGUCCCUGGAGACGGCCAAAGCUGUCAAGGAGCGGUUCAGCUACGUCUGCCCCGACCUUGUUAAGGAGUUCAGCAAGUACGACACAGACGGCUCCAAGUGGAUCAAACAGUACACGGGCAUCAACAAUAUCUCCAAGAAGGAGUUCACCAUCGAUGUCGGCUACGAGCGCUUCCUGGGGCCGGAGAUCUUCUUCCACCCUGAGUUUGCCAACCCAGACUUCACCCAGCCGAUCUCAGAGGUGGUGGACGAGGUCAUCCAGAACUGCCCCAUCGAUACCAGACGUCCGCUGUACAAGAACAUCGUGCUCUCCGGAGGCUCCACCAUGUUCAGGGACUUUGGCAGACGCUUGCAGAGGGACAUCAAGAGGAGCGUGGACGCACGGCUGAAAACCAGCGAAGAGCUGAGCGGCGGCAAGUUGAAGCCGAAGCCGAUCGACGUGCAAGUCAUCACUCAUCACAUGCAGAGGUACGCCGUCUGGUUCGGAGGAUCAAUGCUGGCGUCUACUCCUGAGUUUUACCAAGUGUGCCACACCAAGAAAGACUACGAGGAGUUCGGGCCGAGCAUCUGCCGCCACAACCCCGUAUUCGGAGUCAUGUCUUAGGCGCCGGGCGGAGAGGAGGAGCGCAUUCAGCGGAGGCCGAGGAAAAACACGGGAGGAAGCGCCGCCAAGACCUCACAUGCUGUGGAAGUCCUAUGAGCCUUUGCACGGAUGCUCCGACGGAUAAAGCGACAGUGGACCAAACAAACUGCCAAAAGAGCAGCAACAUCCUCACCAACUAGAGGAACAAGAGGUGACUCAGCCCCAAAGGAUCCUCCAAUAAAAUGUUUACUGCAAGUAGGUUAAUAGUAGGUGAUACAUCUUUAAUUUCUGCGUGCCUCGUAUACGUACUUAUAAUAUCCUCACAGGGUUGUAAUAUGUAAUUAAUCAACAUGAGUCCUGUAUAAAUGCACUUCUCUGUGUAUAAGGGUUGGGUCCUUUCUAUCUGUUAUUUCAGCAUUAGCUAGUUCAUCAUCAAAUGGGUGCAAGCAUACAACAAAUCAGUAGACAUACUCACCAUUCCUGAUUUUCUUUUUUUGUGUCUUAUAUUGUCCCACAGUACCUGGAAGAAACAUUAUUUGAAUUUAGAUUAAUUUCAGGCAUUUAAAACAUAUUAUUAAUCUGUUCAAAUAAUCCUCCAGGUUUCACUGACGUCUUCUUACUCGUCACUGCUUUCCUUUUUUUUACUUGUAUUAAUCAUCUCUUGACCAACCUGUCUUGAAAAAAAAGAAAAAAAAAGAAGUGGUAUUAAUAUAUGAACAUGCAGUUUGAUGACUGUUGUUGGACCAUCACUGUUGCCUAGAUCUCAGUUAUACUGGAUAGCCUUGUACUGUACCAAAUCUGGAUUUCAAUGCUGGCAUUCCAAUAAAUGCCAAGGAGAUAUUUCUACA
This is a messenger RNA of Sebastes umbrosus (honeycomb rockfish), 2238 nucleotides long. Its product is annotated as actin-related protein 3-like. Gene Ontology annotation, cellular component: actin cortical patch; Arp2/3 protein complex. Lineage: Eukaryota; Metazoa; Chordata; Actinopteri; Perciformes; Sebastidae. The record is from RefSeq and is a predicted model, not a curated record. The coding region runs from base 155 to 1411 and encodes 418 amino acids. Gene Ontology annotation, biological process: Arp2/3 complex-mediated actin nucleation. Gene Ontology annotation, molecular function: actin filament binding. The transcript has 12 exons.